This is a messenger RNA of Caenorhabditis remanei, 972 nucleotides long. RefSeq lists its product as uncharacterized. The record is from RefSeq and is a predicted model, not a curated record. Gene Ontology annotation, molecular function: protein serine/threonine phosphatase activity. Gene Ontology annotation, cellular component: nucleus; cytoplasm. Lineage: Eukaryota; Metazoa; Nematoda; Chromadorea; Rhabditida; Rhabditidae. The coding region runs from base 1 to 972 and encodes 323 amino acids. The transcript is spliced from 6 exons.
AUGUAUAUGCGAAUCACCGGUAUGUGGAAAAAACUAGAAUUUGAGAUCAAUAAUAAAACAAAAUUCCAGAUCCCUUACCAAGCACAAGAACUGAAAGAUCUGGCAUUAGAUAUGAUAGAGAGACUGAAAUCUGAACCAACUUUAGCUGUUGUAAAGGCAACGGUUGUUGUUGUGGCGGAUACACACGGUCAAUUCAUCGACUUGGUCCGAAACUUGCAUGUUGAUCCAGAGAAUUUCCCCGCUAGUUUUGACUGCACGCCGUUCGCAACAAAUAAAUAUCUAUUCCUCGGAGACUACGUUGGCAGAGGAGUGAAUUCGAUUCAAAUCAUGGUUCUCCUCUUUUCGCUCAAACUCUACUACAAUAAUGUCACUAUGAUUAGAGUGAAUCAUGAAACUCCAAGUGUGAAUGCGAAUUAUGGAUUUCGAGAUGAACUGAUUGAUAAAUUCGAGAAGGGACCCGAACUUUGGAAUCUGUACAAUGAGGUGUUUUCUUAUAUGCCAAUUGCUGCGGUUAUCAGCGAACGUAUUUUGUGCAUGCAUGGCGGAAUCUUGCCGCAUUUGAGAACUCUUAAGGAUAUCGAAAACGUCAAACGACCAAUUACCGAUAUCUCUAAUAUUGUUUUAGACUUACUUUGGAGUGAUCCUAUGCCGGUUGGUCGUAAGGGUUACAACUCAAAGUACCCCCGUUUCAUCAAGAAUGCAGUGCGAGGGCUUGGGAUAGAGUUCAACAAGAGAGCGGUGGGAUCGAUCUGUGAGAAUUUGGAUAUUGAGUUGAUCAUCACAGGACAUCAAUCGAAGCAUCAGGGGUUCGAGUGGUACUCAACCCAGCUUGUUACCAUAUUCUCCGCUUCGAACUAUGCCGACGACACAGAGAAUUUCGGAACAAUCUGCUACAUAUCAGCUGAUGGGGGAGUUUCGAUCAUCCAAAUGAGAAACCUCGAGAAGGUGAAAUGCCCACAAAGUGAUGAAUAA